UUGUUUUCCAUUCUUGUUCAGAAGCGUGAUCUUCACUGUGGUACGGCGGGAAGCAAUGGCGAAAGGGGACACUGUGUCGAUGGAGAAGGACUCCGACGAUGGCGUACAACUCAAGAGAAGAAUUACCCUUUUCAAUGGAGUUGCGAUUAUUGUGGGAUCAAUCGUGGGGUCGGGAAUUUUUGUAACUCCGAAAGGUGUUUUAGAAAGCUCGGGUUCGGUGGGUAUGUCCCUGGUGGUGUGGACAGGGUGUGGUUUUCUGUCAUUAGUAGGAGCCGUCUGCUAUGCUGAGUUGGGGACCACAAUCACACGAUCUGGAGGAGACUAUGCAUACAUCUUGGAAGCCUUUGGACCCUGUCUGGCCUUUCUUCAGCUGUGGGGUAACCUAAUUAUCAUUCGUCCCACAGCCCAGGCUGUAGUGGCCCUCACCUUUGCCAACUAUAUCCUUCAACCCUUCUUUCCGUACUGCGAGUCGCCACUUCAAGCCAAGAAGCUGUUUGCUGCACUUUGUAUCAGUAUAUUGACCUUUGUGAACUUGGUUAGUGUGAAGGCUGCCACACGAAUCCAGGAUAUCUUCACUGUGGCCAAAAUCCUGGCUCUGAUUAUCAUCACCAUCACUGGAUUUGUCCUCAUUGGUCAAGGGGAGGUAGAGUAUUUUCAAGAUGCCUUUGAGAACACAAAGACAGAUGUUGGACAGAUUUCCCUGGCUUUCUACUCGGGACUGUUCGCUUAUGCAGGAUGGAAUUUCUUGAAUUUUGUGACAGAGGAAAUGAUUGAUCCAUUCAAGAACUUGCCAAGAGCCAUCUACAUUUCCAUUCCCAUCGUAACCUUUGUCUACGUGUGUGCUAAUGUUGCCUACUUAACUAUCAUCUCUCCGGCAGAGAUGCUUGAAUCCAAUGCAGUAGCUGUGACAUUUGGAGACAAGGUGUUUGGUGUAAUGAACUGGAUUGUACCGGUAUUUGUGUCACUCUCCACAUUUGGAGGUGUCAAUGGUCUUCUUUUCACCUCAGGAAGACUGUUCUUUGUUGGGGCCAGAGAGGGGCACCUGCCAGAAUUUUUCUCCAUGAUUCACACAAACAAGUACACGCCCCUUCCAGCCAUGUUGUUCACAGGAGGCAUGUCUUUGAUCUACUUGAUAUCUGAUGACAUUUUCAUUCUCAUCAACUACAUGAGCUUUGUCCAGUGGUGGUCAGUUGGAAUGUCCAUUUUUGCCCUCAUUUACUUACGGAUCACCAGACCAGAAAUGGACAGGCCUAUUAAGUUUCCUCUCGUCAUACCCAUUUUCUUCCUGUUGUGCGUGUUAUUUCUACUGAUCCUGCCCCUGACAGUUGAACCAGAAUCGACAGGGAUGGCACUGGUUAUGAUAUUGCUGGGGAUACCAGUUUAUCUAGUCUUUGUCAAGUGGACAAAUAAACCCAAGUCCUGGAAAAAAUUCUUUGCCAAGCUGACUAUUUUGGGACAGAAAACUUGGAAUGUAGUUCCAGAAAAGGACUCCUGAUUGGAUGGUUUAAAAUUGUAACGACAAGAGUUGUGUUCAAAUGUGGGUGUACUUGUGUGUCAUUCAUGGAAAAGAUUCCUCAUUAUUUAUUGUUGUAAACAUACCCUUAAAACUUGCAUCUCAAGAGAAAUCUCAUGUAAGAGUACUGCAUUUUUUUUUUCUAAAACUAUGUGCAUGUAGUUGUUGGGAACUUUUUUCCCAGUGGUAUUACAUGAAACCAGAAAGCCUGUAUUCUUAUUGUGAGAGAAAGUGACUUGUGUGCUUUUUUUCCCAAUGGUAUUACAUGAAACCAGAAAGCCUGUAUUCUUAUUGUGAGAGAAAGUGACCUGUGUGCUUUUUUUCCCAAUGGUAUUACAUGAAACCAGAAAGCCUGUAUUCUUAUUGUGAGAGAAAGUGACUUGUGUGCUUUAAGCAUUUUGCUAUUCCAGUUUUGCAAGAUCUCAGAAAAAAGUUCCAGAGAUAAAGACUAGAUGUUUCUUUUUACUUAGUUUUUCCAUAUAUGUUGGCGCUAUUUAUAUUUUCAUGCUUUUACUCUUGGAAUAUUUUACAGCUUUGGAGGGUGCUCUGACUGUAAUCAUUGUAUUCACGUGGUGUGGUUUAGUUUUGUUUGCUUGUUAGCAUACUUUUUGCCUCCAAUUCACGAAUAUUGUUGUUGUGUUAUAAUUAGAUAUUAAUUGAACAAAAUACUCCCAUUAAGUAUUUAUUAAAUUGUGUAUUUUUAUAUAUUGACCUCAACACUUGUAGUCAGAUAUGAAACAGUGAAAACACACAAAUGGGCAUUAUAAAUGAAUUCAUGUUGAACAGAAGCUAUUAUUUCUUUUUUAUCACAGAAAAUUAUGUUUUAGAUGACAUUUAAUUUUGCUUAGAAGUAGAGUUGUGUGAGAGUGAUUCAUUCAUGUGCUGUUAAUGUUAUAAAUUUCAGUUAGAUGGCUUGUGUUCUGUAGACUUGCAUAUGUGUGUACAUGUUCAAUGUACAUGUAUAUGAUAAGCAUCUCUAUUCAGCGAAUUGUAGGCCUGUCUAGCUAUGUGUCGGAGAAGGAUGUCUAGACCAUUUGAACUUUAAUGUAUGAACAGUAGACACUGAACAAUGCAGUAAUAUAUGAACAGUAUAGACUAAACAAUGCAGUGUGGAUGUCUUUUGAAUGUCUGAUGCAGGGCAGCUUAACUUUUGUUUUUAUUCUAGGUGUUUAGACAUCUUUUUCUGCCUCCGUAAUUGGAGAUUCGCGGGCAUAUAUUAUUUCAUCUGUCUGUCAGUUUGUCUGCAAAAACUUUGAUCUUGGUCGUAACUUUUGAAUGGAUUGUGAUAGGGCUUCCAUAUUUCACAUGUGUAUUCCUUGUGACAAGAUCUUUUUUCUGGUAUCAAAAUUGUUCCCCUUGUGACUUUUACCUUGGGGUUUGACCUACUUUUGAAAAACUUGAACCAUGAUCAUAACUUUUGAAUGGUUGGUGAUAGGGCUUUCAUAUUUCACAUGGGUAUAAUUUUUGACAAGACCUUUCUUAUGGUAACAACAUAUUUGAACUCAUGACCUUGGGAAUUUUGCCUACUAUUGAAAAACUUCAAUCUAGGCAAAACUUUUAAACAAUUAGUGCAAAGGCUUUCAUAUUUCACAUGUAUAUUUGUUGUGACAAGACCUUUCUUUUCAUAUAAAAAUGUAUGACCUUGACCAAGGAGUUUGGUCAUAAGGGGGCAUCAGUGUUUUACACACAUAUCUUGUUUAUGCAUUACCUUCCCUUGUCAGAAACCAUUCCAUACUUGCUGUCAUUGUCAAACCAAAUUAUGUCAAAGAUGUAGUUGCAAGUUUUAGUUAGUUAGCAACAUUUUAAGUUUGCAUUUCUUGUCUGUACAUUAAAUUGCAUCAGGAAUACAUUGCAUGAGCGAGUUUUGAUCUGUAGUUAUGUUUUGCACUGCCUAUUAGCUGAGCCUGAACCUGCCACUAGUAGAAUUACUCUAAAAAAAAUUAUAUUCAUUUAGAAUUUUGUAUUCUAUAUAUGCAAAAGUAAUGGAUAUUUUUAUCCAUUUUCCUCAGAACUUUUAUUUUCAGUAAACAUAAGUAUUUUUAAAGGUGGUUUUAGAAUUGUUGAAUAAUAACAUAUUUAUUGUGUGUAAACUUUUGUUAGAUUUACUCUGUAUGUUAUGAAAUUUGCAGCACUUUGUGUUAAUUAUUUAUUUUUAUGACUAUACAAUCUGUGUUCUCCAUCAUGUCAGGGUAAUUAUUGUUGUGAAUUUAACAAAUGACAUUACAAAACAGUUGUAAACUGUCUUCAUAAAAAGGAAUGAAAAAUCUCAAUAAAAUACAACUUCACAUUAAA
This is a messenger RNA of Ostrea edulis (European flat oyster), 3805 nucleotides long. RefSeq names its product large neutral amino acids transporter small subunit 1-like. Gene Ontology annotation, molecular function: L-amino acid transmembrane transporter activity. Gene Ontology annotation, biological process: amino acid transmembrane transport. NCBI's taxonomy places the organism in Eukaryota, Metazoa, Mollusca, Bivalvia, Ostreida, Ostreidae. Gene Ontology annotation, cellular component: membrane. The coding region runs from base 56 to 1495 and encodes 479 amino acids. The transcript is spliced from 12 exons. The record is from RefSeq and is a predicted model, not a curated record.